Messenger RNA from Vespa mandarinia (Asian giant hornet), 1161 nucleotides. It is a transcript of the gene Pex11c, whose product is annotated as peroxisomal biogenesis factor 11c. Gene Ontology annotation, cellular component: peroxisomal membrane. NCBI's taxonomy places the organism in Eukaryota, Metazoa, Arthropoda, Insecta, Hymenoptera, Vespidae. The record is from RefSeq and is a predicted model, not a curated record. Gene Ontology annotation, biological process: peroxisome fission.
UGAAUCAUUGUCAGCCAAUGAGAAAAUAGAAUGGACCAUUGUUCUCUUCGGAUUAAAUAUUUGCUAUUUAAAAGAUAAUUGUUUUAUGAAGGGAAUUAAAAUUGGUGUCGGAUGAUUUCCCAUGAUAUAAUAAAAAAUAGAAAGUCGUGCUCUAUAUGAGUAUUCUGAAAUGAUAAUUUUCAUUUCUGUUCUUUCUGUAGGAAAUAAAAUUCAUGAACUUUUUAACUUUUAUGAUCAACAAUUUAAUUUUUUUCUUAAUUUGCAUAACUGUAAAUAACUAAUCCAUGUUAUUACAUUCGUCGAACAAAAUAAUUUAUUAAUAAUUUACUUAUUCAAAAUAAACAAUAUGGAUGUAGAAAUUUUAUCAAAUUACUUGGAUACAUACCAUGGACGGGAUAAAAUUUUAAGAACUUUGUCAUACAUAGCAAAAUUAACUACAGUGGUUACUACAUCUAAAAUAACGGAAGCAAAAUUGAAAACAUUUAGUAGUAAAAUAAGCGAAUGUAGAGUGAUUUUACGUUUAUUAGAUGACUUACCAAUAUUUUAUUAUGCAAGAAAAUAUGGAUGGGGAAAACAGGAAUCUGACUGGUUUAUUAGAAGUAUAGAACUGAUACAAAUCGCCGUGGAUAUGAUCUUUAGUCCUAUAGAGCAUAUCUGUUGGGCUGGAGAGAAUCAAAUUGUCUCACUUAAUUCUGCUAAAUGGGAUAAUAUUACUAUAUGGCUUUGGGUAGUGUCUCUCUAUCUUUCUUUAACAAAGUCAUUGAGAAAAAUAAGUCUAUUGAAAUUAAACAAAUUACAAGGAAAUGAAAUGUGUGCAAACUCGAAUGAAACAGACAAAAGAAUUAACCAUGUUAUUCAAGAAGAAUUAAUAACAUCACUAUGCUUGAUAUUGGACAUAAUUUAUGCAGUCAGUUAUCUUCCAAGUGGAAUACUUUGGGGUGGAUUUUUAAAAACAUGGCAUAUUGGGGCACUCGGUACUAUAUCCUCUUGCAUUUCUCUUUACCGAGCAUUGCAUCAAAAAAUAAUGCAAAAAAAAAAGUUAUAAUUGUCAGAACAUUGAAAUAUCAUAUUAUAUAAUUAAUUGAUUAAUGAAUAAGUAAUAUCAUCACUAUUUUGUAAAUUUGUAUAAAGAUGUAUAAUAAAUUGUGCUAUAAUGAAAUU